AUGGCGCACUCCUCGCCUUCACGUAGGAGCCACAGCAAGGACUACGUCAAGCAGAGUCCUGAGCGUGGGUUUGUCGCUGACUUUCUGUCGGAGAACCGCAAUUCAGAGCUGAGCCAUCGCGAUGCUCUCGCCGCUGCCCAGCUCGAACACGAGCGCGUUCGCCUCGCUGCCCUCAGGGUGUACGAGGUCCACCAAUUGCAGGAGGAGAAGCAGCGGCUGGAGGCCGAGCAGCGCAGGAUAGCACAACUUCAGAAGGAGGAGGAGGAGCGAUUGAAGGCCGAGGCUGCUGUCCGCGCCGAACAGGAGAGGCUUAGAGAGCUCAAGGCAAAGCAGAUACCUCAGCUUCCUCCCGAGCCCGAACCCGAACCUCCCAAACCUGAAGCCGUACCGCCGAAGAAGCAAGAGCCCCAGGUCAAUGGCACCACCAGCCAAGCAGUCAAGGUCGAGACUGCUGCUCCAGCACCGCAAAGGUUACAGCCGACACCCGUGGCAAACGCUUCGGCGCCAGCUCUUCAGACGGCAAAGACUUCUCUGGCAGCUCCUUUACCAACACUGGCGAAGGAACCUGCCGCAGCGCCAGCCCAAGCCAAUGGGUUCCUGACGAAGCCCGUCGAGCCUCCGAAGCCCGCCGCGCAGCCCGCCGCUGCCGCGAUACCCGCGAAAUCGGCAGACGCCGAUAGGUACGCCGAAAUACACCAGGCUCUGAAGAAGCUGAGAAAGGACGUCGAGGCUCUAUCGAAGCAGCCUGGAUCGCCGCUCAAAGGCAAGCUCGGCGACAUGCGCCGACAAAUCAGGAAAUCCAUUGGGCAAUUGACCGCUGGCAAGGGAGCAAACGCCGUACCUAUGAACACAAUCAACGUCACUCUGCGUGAAUCACUCGCAAGUGUACAGUCGCCGCCGAUAGACGUCAGUCUGUAUGUUCUACGAAAUCGAGAACCUGUCGAAGGAGCUGUCCACAAUGGCGAACAGCUCCCGGCGCUGUUUAUCUAUCUUCUCAACAUCCUCUCAAAGGCAAUUAUAGGACAGUUCGCCAACGAGGGUGGCGCGAAUACCAAGUCCGCCGAGCCAGUCGGUAUCGUCACGGCUCAAAUCUUCUCCAACAAGGAUUACCACUGGCGGGGCGUCUCCCUGAUUGACAUUCUGAUCGCCAAGUUCCGUGUGGCUUGCCCAGUCUUGUUCGGUUCUAGGGGAAACGACAAGACGCAAGCGGGCCGCCAGGCUAUCGGUUGGAAGAAAGAGGACGGCAAUUGGAUUCCUGAGCAGGCGCACAAUGACAGGAUGACGGGUCUCGGCGCCGGAUUCGCGGCUAUUGCCUUGCGAGACUUCAGCAAGGCGUCCAAGACAAACCCGUACCCGCCGACGAACUACUGGAAGGCCAUGGCGCAGAUAGUCAAUUCACCGCCACAGCUCAUCUCGAACACGCAGUACAUCGUGCUCAAGUCCAUGAUCGACGGCCACCAGCAACGGUUUAUCAACUUCUACGGAAACGCUGCCCUCGCAGCCCUGCGCUUGGCGCUGGUGGAGUUUCCUGGAAAGGCUCCCGCUGGGGCCACGGCAGCCCAGGCUCUGCAGGUGCUCGCAGACGUCAUGAGGAGAGAUUCCGGCUUGGACUUGUCGUAG
Molecule: messenger RNA, 1620 nt
Organism: Colletotrichum chrysophilum
Lineage: Eukaryota; Fungi; Ascomycota; Sordariomycetes; Glomerellales; Glomerellaceae
Exons: 2
Coding region: 1-1620 (539 amino acids)
Biological process (GO): regulation of translational termination; regulation of translational initiation; poly(A)+ mRNA export from nucleus
Cellular component (GO): nuclear pore; cytoplasm; nuclear pore cytoplasmic filaments
Molecular function (GO): phospholipid binding; translation initiation factor binding; inositol hexakisphosphate binding
Source: RefSeq, a predicted model, not a curated record